Molecule: messenger RNA, 895 nt
Organism: Empidonax traillii (willow flycatcher)
Lineage: Eukaryota; Metazoa; Chordata; Aves; Passeriformes; Tyrannidae
Product: E1A-binding protein p400-like
Exons: 6
Coding region: 80-895 (271 amino acids)
Source: RefSeq, a predicted model, not a curated record
GUUUGUCUUUAAGCUUUGGACUCCCCCUUUUGUACCUGAGAAUCAUGAUGAUGUCUACACUGACUCUGUCCUGUGCCUGAUGUACAGCAGCACCCUGAUUCCAGAGUCUGAGCUGCCCCCUGUGUUUGUCAGAAGGGCGUGGAAGCGGCAGAGAUCAGAGCCGUCCUCCCCAGGAGAGAGAAAGAAGCGUUGCCACGGGAGGAUGGUUGUUCCUCCACCUUCGCUGUUUGACCGAGUGACUCCAAGAAUAAUGAAAACACGGCAGAAGAGCCAAGCUCAGAAGGCCCUGCCCGGGGUACCACAGAAAACGUAUUUUGCAAGGCCUUUGUCAGCUCUCCCCAGCUCAGCUGCAGACACUGGGCAGGAUGGCCCUGCGUGGCUGAUUGCUGAAGACGUGGCACUGCUAAAAGCCAUGGAACAGUCACGGACAGCUCCUCUAAAGCUGGCUGUUGUGUCACCAGCAAGGGCAGCAAACUGGGACUUUGUCAGCGACGUGGUCAACUCCUCCAACCACGUCUAUCGCUCCCCAAGGCAAUGCCAGAGUCGUUACGUAAGAGCCUUGGCAGGUCCAGAGGGAAAGAACAUAGGUGGUUAUCCUCCUUGUGCCAGAAAAGCCUCUGCUAAGGAUCAGGAUUGUGAGCGUGCCCAAGUCUAUAUGAAUCACUUUGAGCUGGUGACAAUGACUACUAGAAAAAGAAGUUCCUCAAAUAGGUUUCUUGCAGAGAACUACAAUAAUCUCCUACCAAUGUCUGGGGUUGUUUCCACCUGUGCGGAGCCUUUGACGGUGCAGGAAAAGGCCUUGAGUGAAGAACAAAAAGCUUCUCCCACACAGGAGCAACAACCUGGCCAGCAGCAAGAAGAGGAACAAACAGUGGAGCAAAUCCAAACCCAGUGA